UCCAGACUGUAGCCAAGGGCGGAGCUUCUCGGAAAAGGAGAGAAGGCGGGGCUGAAAGGAACCCUAGGGGAAGUAGGAAGGAAGCUCGGCGGGCGAGCCGACCGGACCUCACAUAGGCUCAGGGUGGCUCGCCAUGUCUGCGGGAGGCCCGUGCGAGGGAUCCGUGUCCCUGGACUCCUCCGAGUCUUCCCUACCCUUGGCCGCGCUCAACGUGCGAGUGCGGCGCCGUCUCUCUCUGUUCUUGAACGCGCGGACGCCGGUGGCGGCCGACUGGACUGUGCUGGCGGAGGAGAUGGGCUUCGAGUACUUGGAGAUCCGACAUCUAGAGACGCGCCCUGACCCCACCGGCAGUUUGUUGGAUGCCUGGCAGGGGCGCUCUGGCGCGACGGUCGGCAGGCUGAUAGAGAUGCUAGCCGCGCUGGGCCGUGAGGAUAUAUUGCUGGAGCUGGGGCCCAGCAUCGAGGAAGACUGCAAGAAAUACAUAAGGAAUCAACAGAAGCAGGAGUCUGAGAAGCCCUUACAGGUGGCCAGAGUGGAAAGCAGUGUCCCACAAACAAAGGAGCUGGAGGGCAUCACCACUCUUGACGACCCUCUGGGACAAACACCAGAGAUUUUCGAUGCCUUCAUCUGCUACUGUCCCAGUGACAUUGAGUUUGUGCAGGAGAUGAUCAGACAACUAGAACAGACAGACUAUCGGCUGAAGUUGUGUGUGUCCGACCGUGAUGUCCUGCCAGGCACCUGUGUCUGGUCCAUUGCCAGUGAACUCAUUGAGAAAAGGUGUCGCCGGAUGGUGGUGGUUGUUUCUGACGAUUACCUACAGAGCAAGGAAUGUGACUUCCAGACUAAGUUUGCUCUCAGCCUCUCUCCAGGUGUCCAACAGAAGCGACUGAUUCCCAUCAAAUAUAAGGCAAUGAAGAAGGACUUCCCUAGCAUCCUGCGGUUCAUCACGAUCUGUGACUACACCAACCCUUGCACCAAGUCCUGGUUCUGGACCCGCCUUGCCAAGGCUUUGUCCCUACCCUGAAGAUGAAUGGCCCUGGUAGCCCUAGGUCUGUCAGUCUGUCCUUAUUCUUCUGCUUGUCUCCUCUGGCACUGUAGGAGGAGUUGGUGGUCCACCCAUCCCUGGAGAUUUCUACCUCUGCAGAUGCUCCUACAGCAGCCAAGCCCCAUCUGGACACCGUCCCUCAAGUCCAGAACGGAAUGAGUGACUGCCAGUGACGUUAUUACUUGCUGGAUUGUCAGCCAGCACAUUGAUCACCAGGGUUGGUUGACUCUAAGUAGAGGACCAGCUGAGCUACAUCUGAGCCACCUUUGGCCUCAGUUUCUCCACCUGAGAAACAGGAUAUGGAGAUCAGGCAGGAACAUUGGGGAGGCUGAAGGAGAGCUGAUUAUGGGACCUUAUCUUUGCCAGUACAACUGCUUCCCCAUCGGCUUUGUGUUCCUGUUCCUCCUUUUCCAGAGCAAUGGGGAGGUGAGCUGAGCUUUGUCUGGAUUCUCUGAAAUUAUCCUGUCUGCAUCUUUGACCCCCUUAGCCUCAGCCCCAUGUUUGGUCAUCACUGGUAACUGGGACUGCUUUUCCUUCCCAUGUAGCCAUGCCUGUGCACAUAUCUCAGUUUUGCCUUGCUUGAAAUGGGACCCUGUCCUCUGAUAUGCCUGUCACUUAUAGUGGCCCUAGCAAGACCACCAGGAUGAUGCCAUCAGGGAACCUUCCUCCUUGGCACCAGCACAGAGACUUUCUGACAAUUUUCUGCACCUCUUUGUUAACAAGUAGCAAACACACAAAAACAUCCUUUCCCCAGGGCUUGGAGGCAUGUUGCCCCAUAUAGUCUUAUUCAUGUAGAUACAUGUAAAUGCACACAUGCUCUCUCUCACACACAGGCAUCUGCAUACAUACAUGUGUUUGCUUUGGGACAACUCCCAAGAAUGGCUGAGUGGAAGCGUUCUAAAAUCAAGGGGGCCUGGCCAUCUCCCUGGACAAAAUGGGGUGUCCUUGCUCCAGGUAGUGGCACUUGCCUCUAAUUCCAGCGUUUGUGAGGUAGAGGCAGGAGACUCAGGAGUUGAAAGCUCUCCUUGGCUACACACCAAGUUUAAGGGCAGCCUGGACGACAUGAGAGACUAUCACCCCCCAAAAGGAGGAAAAGAUGGGGGCACUGUUAAUUUCUUCUCUCUUUUCUGUAAUCAUUGAAAACAAAGUCUAGAAAGGCCCCGAAUGUGAGAGCAUGUGUGUAUCAGCAAAAUGAAGACGAAAAAGGAGAAGUCAUGUUACACCACAACUCGGCAGACUCGCUGUUUCCUCCUUGGCAAGAUGGUUUCCAUAUUCCACUCAAGUUCUCUGUCAUGGAGGCAAUGUCACUGUCUCUGGUCUCGGAGCUCAGGGAACACCCCAGGGUCCCGAAUCCAACAGAAAAUGGGCCUCCCCUCAGUGACUGGGGCUGGGCUGGACGCCCCUUUGCAUGACCUCAUGAAGCACAUUUGUGCUUGAUAGUAGGAAUUUUUUUUUUUAAAGCAAUCUGGAGAAAGAGUCUUCUAUACCUGUCUUAUAGGUUUUAUGAGAACUUCAGUAAGAUGGACAGGAUAAAGGUUCAUGUUUGCCGUUUUAUACUUCUAUAUUUGAAGUUUAUAAUAAAAUUCUAUUUGAUAAAGCGUA
Cricetulus griseus (Chinese hamster) is the source of this 2647-nucleotide messenger RNA. NCBI's taxonomy places the organism in Eukaryota, Metazoa, Chordata, Mammalia, Rodentia, Cricetidae. The record is from RefSeq and is a predicted model, not a curated record.